Molecule: messenger RNA, 799 nt
Organism: Humulus lupulus (European hop)
Lineage: Eukaryota; Viridiplantae; Streptophyta; Magnoliopsida; Rosales; Cannabaceae
Exons: 6
Coding region: 163-687 (174 amino acids)
Source: RefSeq, a predicted model, not a curated record
AGGAAAGGUGAGUGGGAAAUCAAAACUGACUCACUAAAUAUUUAGGGUCACAACUGGUGGCGUUGAUUUUGACUGCUCUCUUAAUGCUAAUCGAAGACCAAGCAAGAGAUAGCAAUGACGGCUUGACGCGUAUACUAAAGGAUAGGAUUGGAAAGGAAAGGAAUGGUGAUUCCAACCAAUAAGAGGUCCAAAUUGCUUUUAGAUCGCGCUCGUUGGUAUAGAUCUCCUAUGAAAAGUUUGGAGUCGUCCUCUUCAAUGUUCGAAAGUAGAACUCGACGUUGUCUUCAUAGUGAGUCUUAUUGUUCUUUUUGUAAGGAAUAUGAAAACCAUGUAUAUGUAGAUGAGGUAGACCGUGAUGUUCCUAUCCCACCAUGGAGUUUUGUCAUACCUAAUGAAGAUGGUGAUGCAAUGACCAUUAAUAUACAAUCAGAUGUAAACAAAGGGAACCUUCAAAUUCCAGACCAUGUAAAAUGUGUUGGGGUGACAAAAGUAAAUGCUUUGCUCACAAUGGUUGUUGGUUUGCAAAAUAUUUUGGUUACAAAGAUCCUUGAAUCUAGAAAUAGGUUAAAUGGUUCAAAUAAUAUUAUCCAUCAACUUCGUCGUCGUCUGCAACUAUGUGAAGCAUCUCAAAUAUCUGAAGACUAUAAUCAAGAUAUCAUUGUUAGUAGCAAUGUAAUCAAUAAAUAGGGAGAUGUGGAGUAGUAAUUUGGUUUACUUUUGUAUUUUUAUAUUGUUGAUCGAAAUAAGUUUGUUUAAUUUCCAAUGUAGCAUUUCAAAUAUUAUUUGGUGCAAGUAUAUG